ACCAGGGGUAGACGGCGCAGUGGGGUAAGGUCUUCCUGUCCUAGGAAGAAAUCGGUGGCUGCGGGAGGUCUCCGCGGACUGGGACUCGAUCCUGACAGACCCGGCAGUAUGGGUGGGUGAGAGGGAGGGCCUCAGAGGGGGAACCUGGGGCGUAGACCCGAUCUGCCGGAUCCCCAGGCGCGCGUGUGCGCGGGAAGCAGAGGAGGGAAGUUUGUGCGAUCAUGAGUGACGGAGGGGACUGUGUGUGUGCAGGAGGCCCUGUGCACAGGACCGGAAGGUCGUGUGGACGCAGCGCGUUUUGCUGGGGCUGUGUGAGUGUCACUGUGCUGGUGGUUCUAGGCUGCUGCUGCUUCCUCCGUUUUUCCCCUUCACAGCUGCGGAGGCUGCAGCAGAGGAAUGGCCCCAGCAGGGAGGUCAGAUAUUGAGCCGAGAAUGAAGCUUUCCACAAGAAGGCGCAGAUCGGUGUUCGGGGUGGGAAUCUGAGAGCUGAAAGUGCCUCGAGGGUCCCCCAGAAGGGCAGCUACAUGUUGAGUACCCAGCGUCCCUCAGAGCUCUGUCCCCAGGAACCAGCUUUGAACUCGGACCGAUUCCUCCUCCUUUUAUUUCCUUCUCAUUUCGUAAGAAGUGAGGGAAGUUGUGGCCCUGGAGGGUGCUUUCAAACUUAAUCUGCUCUCCAAGAAAAGCCUGGAGCCUCACGCUUGCCAUAUCCUUUCCCAGUCGUGCAAUUAUCCAAAAGAAGUACCGGAAGGAGGAUGAUAGCGUUAUUGUUUCACACUUAAAAGUUAACACUAUCAUGCCUUGCCCCACUGCACCCAAUCCUGACUUCACAAAAAGGUUCUGGUUUGGAUGAUGUGAUCCCUUCUCAGCUCUGAAAGGUGGGACUAGGGCAGGAGGAUUGCUUACAGCAGGAUCAGAGGCCCAGUCCUAGGCCAAGGUAGGUAUCCUAAGAGUGGAGGACGGGUUGGAAGCCUUCCUGCUGGAGUGUCUUUUGAGCAACUUCAAGACAGAAAUGCCUGUGCUGUGCAUUCAUACUUGUGCCACAGGUACCCUGGAAUUUAGGCGAGAGCUUGGUUUCAUCCACACUCCACCUGUUCACUGCCAGUUUAUUUGUGACAGGGUGUGUUCAGGGAAAAGGGGAGUGAUGGGAGAGGGUUGGAAGUGUGUGUGUUAGCAGGGGUAGUUGAGAAAUAGGAAUGAAGGAUAAAAUAGUUAUUUGCUUCAGUGCUAUGGGAGCAUUGAGACAGAGCCUGACUUACAGCCUUUGUUGUUGUUUUCCAGGGGAGAAGCCCAAGGAAGAUUAAACAAUUUUGUAAUUCUGAAAACAUGGUCCAUGGAUCAGUGACAUUCAGGGAUGUGGCCAUCGACUUCUCUCAGGAGGAGUGGGAGUGCCUGCAGCCUGCUCAGAGGACCUUGUACAGGGAUGUGAUGCUGGAGAACUACAGCCACCUGAUCUCACUGGGAAGUUCCGUUUCUAAACCAGAUGUGAUUACGUUACUAGAGCAAGAGAAAGAGCCCUGGAUGGUUGUAAGGAAAGAAACAAGCAGAUGGUAUACAGAUUUGGAGUCAAAAUGUGGACCUGAGAAAAUAUCUCCAGAAAAUGAUAUUUCUGAAAUAAAUUUACCAAAACAGGUUAUAAAGCAAAUAAGUAAAACACUUGGCCUUGAGGCCUUUUAUUUUAGAAAUGUCUUAGAAUAUAGAAGUAGAUUUGAGGGACUACAGGGACAUCAAGAAGGAUAUAUCAAUAUCAAUCAGAAGAUGAUCAACUAUGAAGAAAUGCCGACUUAUCCUCAUGCUUCUCUUAUUCACAAUACACAUAAACCAUAUGAAUGUAAGGAAUGUGGGAAAUACUUUAGUUGUGGUUCACAUCUUAUUCAGCAUCAAAGUAUUCAUACUGGAGAGAAACUCUAUAAAUGUAAAGAAUGUGGGAAAGCCUUUCAACUUCACAUACAACUUACUCGACAUCAGAAAUCUCAUACUGGUGGGAAACCUUUUGAAUGUAAGGAAUGUGGAAAAGACUUUAAUCUUUCCAUCCAGCUUAAUCGCCAUAAGAACAUUCACACAGGUGAGAAACUGUUUGAAUGUAAGGAAUGUGGGAAGUCCUUUAAUCGUAGCUCAAACCUUACUCAGCAUGAAAGUAUUCAUGCUGGUGUAAAACCUUAUCAGUGUAAGGAGUGUGGGAAAGCCUUUAAUCGUGGUUCAAAUCUUAUUCAGCAUCAGAAAAUUCAUUCCAAUGAGAAACCCUUUGUAUGUAGGGAAUGUGAGAUGGCCUUUCGAUAUCAGUACCAACUUAUUGAACAUUGCCAAAUUCAUACUGGUGAGAAACCCUUUGAAUGUAAAGAAUGCAGGAAGGCCUUUACUCUUCUGACAAAGCUUGUUCGACAUCAGAAGAUUCAUACAGGUGAGAAGCCCUUUGAAUGUAGAGAAUGUGGAAAGGCCUUUAGUCUUCUCAACCAGCUAAAUCGCCAUCAGAACAUUCACACAGGUGAAAAACUAUUUAAAUGUAAUGAAUGUGGGAAGUCCUUCAACCGUAGCUCAAACCUUAUCCAACAUCAGAGUAUUCAUGCUGGUGUAAAACCAUAUGAAUGUAAGGAGUGUGGGAAAGGUUUUACUCGUGGUGCAAAUCUUAUUCAGCAUCAAAAAAUUCAUUCCAAUGAGAAACCCUUUGUAUGUAGGGAAUGUAAGAUGGCCUUUAGAUAUCAUUACCAACUUAUUCAACAUUGCCAAAUUCAUACUGGUGGGAAGCCCUUUGAAUGUAAAGAAUGUGGAAAGGCCUUUAGUCUUCUGACACAGCUUGCUCGACAUAAGAACAUUCAUACUGGUGAGAAACCAUUUGAAUGUAAAGACUGUGGGAAGGCCUUCAAUCGUGGCUCAAACCUUGUUCAACAUCAGAGUAUUCACACUGGUGUGAAGCCCUAUAAAUGUAAGGAGUGUGGGAAGGCUUUUAGACUUCACCUACAGCUUUCUCAGCAUCUGAAAACUCAUGCAGGCGAGAAACCCUUUGAAUGUAAGGAAUGUGGGAAAUUUUUUCGUCGUGGUUCAAAUCUUAAUCAGCAUCGAAGUAUUCAUACCGGAAAGAAACCCUUCGAGUGUAAGAAAUGUGGGAAAGCCUUUCGACUUCAUAUGCACCUUAUUCGACAUCAGAAAUUGCAUACUGGUGAGAAACCCUUUGAAUGUAAGGACUGUGGCAAGGCCUUCAGUCUUCCCAUCCAGCUUAAUCGCCAUAAGAAAAUUCACUCAGGUAGGAAGCCAUUUAAAUGUAAGGAAUGCGGGAAGUCCUUUAAUCGUGUCUCGAACCUUGUUCAACAUCAGAGUAUUCAUGCUGGUGUAAAACCAUAUGAAUGUAAGGAGUGUGGGAAAGCCUUUAACCGUGGUUCAAACUUUAUUCAGCAUCAGAAAAUUCAUUCCAGUGAGAAACCCUUUGUAUGUAAGGAAUGUCAGAAAACCUUUAGAUAUCAUUACCAGCUUAUUGAACAUUGCCGAAUUCAUACUGGUGAGAAACCCUUUGAAUGUAAAGAAUGUGGAAAAACCUUUAAUUUUCUGACACAGCUUGCUCAACAUCAGAUUAUUCAUUCUGGUGAGAAGCCAUUUAAAUGUAAGGAGUGUGGGAAGGCCUUCACUUGGGGCUCAACCCUUGUUCAACCUCAGAGUAUUCAUACUGAUGAGAAACUCUAUGAAUGUAAGGAGUGUGGGAAGGCUUUUAGACUUCACCUGCAACUUUCUUGGCAUCAAAAACUUAUACAAGUGAGAAACUCUUUGAAUGUAAGGACUAUGGAACAACCUUCAGAUAUCAGUACCAACUUACUGAACAUCAGAAAAUUCAUACUAGGGUGAAAACCUUUGAAUGUAAGGAAUGUGGGAAGACCUUUUGAUAUCAUUAUCAAUUUCUUGGACAUUAUGGAAUUCAUGCUGGUGAGAACCCUUACGAAUGUCAAGAAUGUGGGAAAUGCUUUACUGGUGGUAGAAACCUUAGAGUACAUCAGAGAAUUAAUACUGGUAAGAAAGCAUAUCAAUGUGAAGAACGUGGGAAAGCCUUUAGUCAUAGUUCAAAUCUUGUUCAACAUGUUAAAAUUCAUACUGAUGAGAAACCCUAUGAAUGUAAGGAAUGUGAAAAGGGCUUUUGUAGUAAUUACGAACUUACUCUACAUCUAAGAAUCCAUAUUGCUCAGAAACCCUGUGAAUGUAAGGAAUGUGAGAAAACUUAGAUUUUGCUCAGUCUUUACUGCACAUCAAAGAAUUUAUACUAGUAUGAACCCUAUGAAUGUAAAGAAUGUGGAAAGACCUUUAGUUGUAGCUUGAGCGUUGUUCAACAUGUUAAACUUCAUACUGGUGAGCAACCCUGUGAAUGUGAAUGUAAAGGAUGUGGGAAGACCUUUAGACUUGGUUCAGUCGUUUCUGCACAUCACAGAAUUCAUACUGGCAUGAAACCCUAUGAAUGUAAAGAACAUGGGCAAGCCUUUACUGUAAAUGGUCAGCUUACUCGACAUCAGAAAAUUCGUAAUAGUUAGAAGUUUUGUGAAUAUAAGGAGUGUGGACAAGCCUCCACUGUGUAUGAAAAAUUUACUCAACACCAGAAAAUUCACAUUAAUGAGAAAUCCUGUGAACAUAAAAGAAUGUGUGAAGAACUUUCAUCAUGGCGUGGGAUUUGCUCAACAUCAGAGUAUUCAUACUGCUGAGAAAUCUUUUGAGUUUAAGAAUGUGGGAUGUUUUAUAGCCACACUAAAUGCCUUAGAGUUCAGAGAAGAUAAUUUUGGUGAGAAAGAUUGACAAGAGGAAUGUAGAGUAACUGCCAUGUUCACAGUUUACUGCCCAUGAAGUGUUUUACUGGAUUCAGGCAUACCUUGCUUAAUUGUUCAUUGUAGUUACUGCAUUUUAUACACAUUGAAGGUUUGCAGCAACCCUGCAGUGAAUAAGUCAAUCAGCACCAUUUUCCAAACAGCAUGUGCACAUCUUGUGUCUUUGUGUCACACUUUAGUAGUUUUUAUAAUAUUUCAAACUUUUUCAUUGUUAUAUCUGUUAUGGUGAUCUAUGACCAGUGUUUUCUGAUGUUACUAGUGUGAUUGUUUUGGGAUACCACAAAUCCUGCCCAUAAAAGAUGGUGAACCU
Saimiri boliviensis boliviensis (Bolivian squirrel monkey) is the source of this 5103-nucleotide messenger RNA. The record is from RefSeq and is a predicted model, not a curated record. Lineage: Eukaryota; Metazoa; Chordata; Mammalia; Primates; Cebidae.